This is a messenger RNA of Medicago truncatula (barrel medic), 1170 nucleotides long. RefSeq names its product F-box/kelch-repeat protein At3g23880. The transcript has a single exon. Gene Ontology annotation, molecular function: protein binding. Lineage: Eukaryota; Viridiplantae; Streptophyta; Magnoliopsida; Fabales; Fabaceae. The record is from RefSeq and is a predicted model, not a curated record. The coding region runs from base 1 to 1170 and encodes 389 amino acids.
AUGGAUUCUAGUAGAGAGGGCCGUCAAACCCUAAAAUUACUCUCAUCUGGCCAUUCACUUCACUCGCAGCCCCUUCCCACCCUUCCUUUCGACCUCAUCCCAGAUAUACUGUCUAGGUUGCAGGUGAAAUUCCUCCUUCAACUCCGAUGUGUCUGCAAGUCAUGGAAAUCUCUGAUCUCCGAUCCAAAAUUUGCUAAGAAGCACCUUAGAUUGUCAACCAUGCGAAGCCUGCACUUCGUAGGCUACAAACAACACUCCCUUGGCAAGUACGUUCUAAAGUCUUACCCACUCCACUCUAUCCUAAAGAACAUAAACACUAACUUCACACAGUUUGAGUAUUUUGCAAACAAUUUUGACGGAGAUUAUCUUGCUGACAGUUUCCGAUACUUUAUUGACUCUUGUGAUGGAAUUCUUUGUAUUGGAGGUAGUUAUAAAGGCUUAGUUAUAUUGUGGAACCCUUCUUUACGAAAAUUUAAAGAGUUGCCCCUUUUUGAAAAGCCAAAGGUUACUCAUCUUAGAAUGUCGUUUGGCUUCGGCUACGAUUCUUUUAAGGAGAAUUACAAGGUGAUUGUUGUUCUACACUACCUUAUUCGUGAUAGUACAGGUAGUGAUAAUUGGGUUCACAAAUCUGAAGUAAAGGUUCAUACUUUGGGUUCUAAUAUUUGGAAAAACAUCCAUGAGUUUCCUUUUGGUGUUUUCCCUGUUGCAAGAUCAGGUAAAUUUGUCAGUGGCACUAUUAAUUGGUUGGCCUCCAGACAAUUCCAUCCAUGUACCCGUUCUAUUGUUUCUUUUGAUUUGGCAAAAGAGUCUUAUCAAAAGAUAUCCCCUCCUAGUUAUGGAGGGGUAGAUGUCUGUAACAUGCUUACCUUGGGUGUUUUGAGGGAUUGUUUGUGCUUGAUCUGUGGUGAUGAUGUUUGGGUUAUUAUGAAGGAAUAUGGAAAAAAAGAGUCUUGGAAUAAAUUGUUCACUAUUCCUUAUAUGCUGUAUCGUGGUAGAUAUAGUAUCUACACCAAGGUAAUAUAUGUUUUUGAGGAUGAUCAAGUGCUGCUAAAAGAUUUAAGUGAUUCGGCAUUGAUUCUUUACAAUUCCAAAAAUGGUACUCAUAAGUCUAUUAAUUUUAUAGACAUUCCAGAAGUCUGCAUUGAGAGUUUAAUAUGGCCUUGUUCUUAA